ACGCACGUGACCGGAAAUGGAAACAUUAGCCAUUUGCUAGUUUCGUUAUGUCGCCGCAGCGUAGAACUACUUUAAACUUUUUUUUAUCUGACACUCUUCAUCUGCGGGAGUCCUUACUCCACAUUUAGGGUUAUUAGGUGUUUUAGCUACCAUAUGGACUAAUGUUAGGGGAUUCCUUUUAAAGCUAGCUGGGCCCGUUCUACCACAAAGGCUGAAGUUGUCAAGCUGAUCUCUGGGUGUUGUUGACGUUUCCUCUUCCGCAUGCAGUCUGGUACUAAUCCUAGUCGGCACCAGUACUGCAUUCCCAAGACAUCAACUUUUAAAGCUGAGCCAAUAAUUACACCAGGACAAAAACUGCCAGCCAGGGUGUGUCAGGAGCUGCUCCCUUCUACGGCGAGCGGGAUGGGCCAGACUCGCUCCACUCCCUCGCACGGCACCAUUACCCCCGGCGGAGCGCUGCGGAGAGCAAGCCCGGCGACCCGCUCGCUCGACAGCCGCAGAUUGGGGAGCGGGAGGAAGCGUCGACCUCUCCGGCUACACGGGAACCCCAUGAAAAAACAAGCCUUGUCGUGUUUGGGAAGGAGAAAACGAGACUCCAGCCCGACGAGAGAAGAGCAGAACUGCGGGAAGACAGCCGAAGAAGCAGCCGAACACAGAGAGGGAAAGUUAGCCAGAGACGAGGCUGUGCCCGCGGCAGAGGAGCAGCGGGGCGCCGCGGGUUGGCUUUUGGAGGGCCGAGAUGCAAGCAGUCAAGCGGGUGUUGGUGCGUCCCAUGUGUUAGGCAUUGAAAGGCGGAGUGGCGAAGAUAGAGCUGCGGGCUUCCAGGAGACGAUAGCCGGGCAGGGGGACCAUGCAUCGGACGCCAUGGAAGAUAGAGCUGCGGUCUUCCAGGAGACGAUAGCCGGGCAGGGGGACCAUGCAUCGGUCGCCAUGGAAGAGGAGCAGCUGCGGGGAAGCAGCCUGCAUUGUAUGGGAGGGCUGAGCGGGACUGGGGUGGACACUUCGCGGACUUGUUCGAGCUUCGAUGCGGUUGUGGACAGCGGGGUGUUGGAAGGGGACGAUUCGAUGAAAAGUGGCGAAGACGGAAACACUGUGGCGGAUAUCGGAAUGCAAAUCGACACCGAUGAGCCUCCUCGUAUUAGAACUUUCCCCGGGACCAUACCGAAACUAAUCAUCACGCGGGACCCCAGCCCCAGUCGGACCCAGGAGUCACCCAACCAGCUCACCUUCCGCAGCGGGUCCUCCUUUGAGCUCCACCCGGACGACGAGUCUCCCUGCUCCGACAGCGGCUGCGGAGGCUCCCCGUUUCUCAUGCGGUCCCCGAGGAAACUGUCCAACUCUUCUUCCAUCGGCCUGUCUUCGCUCUCAUCCUUUGAGGAGUCCGAGGACGACUACACCGGCAGCGACAUCGAGUCCAGCCUCUCCCCGACCGGGUCGUCGUGUAACCCGGACGAUGGCUCUGCGAAUAAACCCUGGCAGAAGUUGAAGACCAUGGUGCACUGGUCCCCCUUCGUCGUGUCUUUCAAGAAGCGCUACCCGUGGGUGCAGCUCGCCGGCCAUGCAGGUAACUUCCAGGCCGGGGAGUAUGGUCGCCUGUUAAAGCGGUACUGUGAGUGUGAGCAGCAGUGCCUGCAGAAGUUGAUGAAGGACACGCUGCGGCCAUAUGUGCCUGGUUAUUACGGCGUGGUGCAGAGAGAUGAGCAGGACUAUAACCUCAUGGAUGAUCUGCUGGCUGAUUUCGACUUGCCCUCCAUCAUGGACUGUAAGAUGGGCAGCAGGACCUAUCUGGAGGAGGAGCUGAUGAAAGCGAGACAGCGUCCACGUUUGAGACAGGACAUGUACGAGAAGAUGGUCGCUGUGGACCCCGGGGCGCCCACAGUGGAGGAGAGGGCUCAACAGGGCGUCCUCAAGCCCAGGUACAUGCAGUGGAGGGAGACCAUCAGCUCCACGGCGACCCUGGGCUUUCGCAUUGAGGGCAUCAAGAAAGCCGACGGCACUUGCAACACUAACUUUAAGACCACCAAGCUCAAAGAGCAAGUGAUGCGGGCCUUGGAGGACUUUGUGGACGGGAACACUCAGACGCUGAAACUUUACCUGCAGAGGUUGGAGGAACUUCGGUCUGUGUUGGAGCAGUCUGAGUUCUUCAAGACACAUGAGGUGGUCGGCAGCUCGCUGCUGUUUGUGCACGACGCCUCGGGGAAGGCCCAAGUGUGGAUGAUCGACUUCGGGAAGACCGUGCCCCUGCUGUCCCCCAAAACCCUGAACCACCGGACCCCCUGGGAGGAGGGCAACCGAGAAGACGGCUACCUGUGGGGACUGGACAACUUGAUAGACAUCUUCAGCGCCAUGCUUCCACAGUCUCAGACAUCUUGAGCGGGACUUUUUUUUGAUGAAGAAUGCAAGAUUGAACAAAAGUGGAGAAUCUGGACUUCCGCUCCACGCCAACAUGUCUUUUCUGUUGUGCCGUCGCCGGACUUUUACUGCAAAGUGGAAUUUGCCUCUGCUGCAUAGGACUACUUGUCUCCCUCUUGUGGUCAAAGGUGCACAUUACACUGAGAUAAUCUGCACAAAAAUCUUUUCUUGCUGCCUUGGAGGUUCUUGCAUUGAAAUCUGCUGCAACACUAACACGCUGGUCAAAAAACCACGUGUCCAGCAACUUGUGUACAUACAAAUGUAUUUAAUUUUUCUAACCCUUAACUUCUUUGUACAAUACCCGUGCCUGUAAUGUUUUUUAAGUGACAAAUCCAGCUAUUUUUCCUCCCACUAGAAAGAUUUUUAUACAACAAUUAAUGAAAGUGAAAGUAUGGGGUUUUGGUUUUCCAUUAUUCUAAAUGCAAGCAUCCUCAGAAAGCCAUGGAUCAAAACAAGCCGUGCCUCUUUAGUGUGUUUUAAUCACUCAGGUUUACGCGCUCUUAUUGCGGUGUUGCUUAACACUUCCAGUGAAAAGGGUGAUUUAAAACAACAAAUAACUGGAAUAAGUGAGUUUUCUUUGUAUCCUGAUUUUUUUUUUUAUCACUGGAUUUGCUGGGAAAACAGCAACAAUUGCAUAUGGAUUUUAAAUGAAUGGUCAGUGUCUGCUGUUUCCUUGAUUGGAGUCAGUAGAAAUAAUAAUAUCUUCCUUUGACUGUUCACUUGUUCCCCGGAAUGACUUCUAGUUAUCUGUCAAGAGUCAUCCUCACCUCUAAAAAGUCCACCUUGUGUCACACUGAGGCAUGGUGUUGUGUUUACAAAGUCUUACAUGCUACUACUUCUACUCUCAUGCAUGUCUAACAGUUAACAGGGUUUUUGUUUCUUGUUUUUUCCAACUGGGAGCUUUGUUAUGUGAGGAAACUGGAUACAGUUUUAUUGUAUAUUCUGGAAAGGCAUUUUAUGUGGAAAAAGUGCAGCGACGACAAUCACUGGUUACAUUUUGACAUGAAAUCCCUGCUUUGUCAUGAAGGUCGUGGAUUGCAAUAAACUGGAAAUAAGAUUUAUAUAA
Molecule: messenger RNA, 3478 nt
Organism: Nerophis ophidion (straightnose pipefish)
Lineage: Eukaryota; Metazoa; Chordata; Actinopteri; Syngnathiformes; Syngnathidae
Gene: itpkcb
Product: inositol-trisphosphate 3-kinase Cb
Exons: 8
Coding region: 262-2373 (703 amino acids)
Biological process (GO): inositol phosphate biosynthetic process
Cellular component (GO): cytoplasm; nucleus
Molecular function (GO): inositol-1,4,5-trisphosphate 3-kinase activity; inositol tetrakisphosphate kinase activity
Source: RefSeq, a predicted model, not a curated record